CACAUCUACGUUUCUUUUCUUUCCUCAACUCAUCCCCGUUGGACGAGAGGAAAGGGAGUGUCGCGUUUUGUGCUUCAGAAGAAAACAACUCGAGCGCUAGGUGUCCUGUGGUGAGGACUGUAGCUACACAUACACAUUCGCACAUAUCUACCAUGGCGCGCAUCUCCGCUCGUCAGGGUGCGGCCAAGCCCUUCACGGCUUGGACCACCAUCUUCUACCUUCUUCUCGUUUUCAUUGCCCCUCUGGCUUUCUUCGGUACCGCACACGCUCAGGAUGACUCGUCAGUACAAGACAACUACGGCACUGUCAUUGGUAUCGAUCUGGGAACCACCUACUCCUGUGUUGGUGUGAUGCAGAACGGCAAGGUUGAAAUCCUCGUCAACGACCAAGGAAACCGUAUCACUCCCUCCUACGUCGCUUUCACCGAUGAGGAACGUCUCGUCGGUGACGCCGCUAAGAACCAAUACGCCGCCAACCCCCGCCGUACCAUCUUCGAUAUCAAGCGCCUGAUUGGUCGCAAGUUCGAUGACGCCGAUGUUCAGAAGGACGCCAAGAACUUCCCCUACAAGGUCGUCAACAAGGAUGGCAAGCCCGUCGUCAAGGUCGAGGUCAACCAGACCCCCAAGACCCUGACCCCCGAGGAGGUUUCCGCCAUGGUUCUGGGCAAGAUGAAGGAGAUUGCCGAGGGCUACCUUGGAAAGAAGGUCACCCACGCCGUUGUCACCGUUCCCGCCUAUUUCAACGACGCCCAGAGACAGGCUACCAAGGAUGCCGGUACCAUUGCCGGUCUCAACGUCCUCCGUGUUGUCAACGAGCCCACCGCCGCCGCCAUCGCCUACGGUCUGGACAAGACCGACGGGGAGCGCCAGGUCAUCGUCUACGAUCUCGGUGGUGGUACCUUCGAUGUCUCUCUCCUGUCGAUCGAUGACGGUGUUUUCGAGGUCUUGGCUACCGCCGGUGACACCCACCUUGGUGGUGAGGAUUUCGACCACCGUGUCAUGGACUACUUCGUCAAGCAGUACAACAAGAAGAACAACGUCGACGUCACCAAGGACCUCAAGGCCAUGGGUAAGCUCAAGCGUGAGGUCGAGAAGGCCAAGCGUACUCUGUCUUCCCAGAUGUCCACCCGCAUUGAGAUCGAGGCCUUCCACAACGGCGAGGAUUUCUCCGAGACCCUGACCCGUGCCAAGUUCGAGGAGCUGAACAUGGAUCUCUUCAAGAAGACCCUGAAGCCUGUUGAGCAGGUUCUCAAGGACGCUAAGGUCAAGAAGUCCGAGGUCGACGAUAUCGUUCUUGUUGGUGGAAGUACCCGUAUCCCCAAGGUCCAGGCUCUCCUGGAGGAGUUCUUCGGUGGCAAGAAGGCCAGCAAGGGUAUCAACCCUGACGAGGCUGUUGCUUUCGGUGCUGCCGUCCAGGGUGGUGUUCUGUCCGGCGAGGAGGGUACUGCUGGAGUCGUUCUGAUGGAUGUCAACCCCUUGACUCUCGGUAUCGAGACCACUGGUGGAGUCAUGACCAAGUUGAUCCCCAGAAACACCGUCAUCCCCACGCGCAAGUCCCAGAUCUUCUCUACUGCCGCUGAUAACCAGCCUACCGUUCUCAUCCAAGUUUACGAGGGUGAGCGUUCCUUGACCAAGGACAACAACCUGCUCGGCAAGUUCGAGCUUACCAGCAUUCCUCCCGCCCCCCGUGGUGUUCCUCAGAUUGAGGUCUCUUUUGACCUUGAUGCCAAUGGUAUCCUGAAGGUGAGCGCCAGCGACAAGGGCACCGGCAAGGCUGAGUCCAUCACCAUCACCAACGACAAGGGCCGUCUGUCCCAGGAGGAGAUCGAGCGCAUGGUGGCCGAGGCCGAGCAGUUCGCCGAUGAGGACAAGGCCAUCAAGGCCAAGAUUGAGGCCCGCAACGGACUGGAGAACUACGCCUUCAGCCUCAAGAACCAGGUCAACGACGAGAAUGGCCUGGGUGGCCAGAUCGAUGAGGAUGACAAGCAGACCAUUCUGGAUGCUGUCAAGGAGGUGACCGACUGGCUGGAGGACAACGCUGCCACUGCUACCGAGGAGGACUUUGAGGAGCAGAAGGAGCAGCUGUCCAACGUGGCCUACCCCAUCACCAGCAAGCUGUACGGCUCUGCCCCGGCUGAUGAGGAUGAAGAGUAUGGCCAUGACGAAUUGUAAAAUACGUUAUUCUUAGAGGGAUUUCCAGGAGUUUGCAUUGCUUGAUUGAUCCGAAGACCAACAUUUUGGUUUGAUAGUUUAAAUAUGAUACCUAUCCUAGAU
Molecule: messenger RNA, 2273 nt
Organism: Aspergillus saccharolyticus JOP 1030-1
Lineage: Eukaryota; Fungi; Ascomycota; Eurotiomycetes; Eurotiales; Aspergillaceae
Gene: bipA
Product: Hsp70 family ATPase KAR2
Exons: 4
Coding region: 153-2171 (672 amino acids)
Biological process (GO): endoplasmic reticulum unfolded protein response; cellular response to unfolded protein; protein refolding
Cellular component (GO): endoplasmic reticulum lumen; membrane; endoplasmic reticulum chaperone complex
Molecular function (GO): ATP-dependent protein folding chaperone; heat shock protein binding; ATP binding
Source: RefSeq, a predicted model, not a curated record